UGGAAAUGAGAACAAAUGGCGCAGAGUUUACGAUUGCACUUUGCAGCCAGAAGAAGCAAGACUUACCCUCUGUCAGAACCCUCCGGAGAUGAUUUGGAGAGCCAUGUUCACACACAUGGCAAGAGGCCACCCCAAAUCUCAGUGGCCAGCGUGGUUCAAAUGAGGCUGAGCCCCAGACAGCCGCCACUGGCUCCGUGGAUAGAGCAAAAACAAAGAUCCUCUGACAAAAAAAGCAGCCGCCUGCAGAUCUCGCUGCAGCCCAGGGAUGGAGGGAACCUUCCGUCCAGCACCGUCGUGCCUCACAGGGACGAUGCUUCCUGUGUCCUGGAGGAUGGCAUUUGCAGCAGCACCGGGCUUGACAGUGAACUGCCCAGUGCCAGCUAUGGCAGCCUCUUAGGUCUUACUUCUGUUGUGUGCAACGGCAGCGUCAGUCACUCCUCAGCCAGUGGCAGUGGGUCUUACAGCAGUGACUGUGGGUCGUGUGCAAGCAUCACGAGUGGAGGCUCCUACACCAGCAGUGCCGUCAGGGACAGUAGUGGCUGUGAGACCUUUUUUAGUAGAAAUUUACCUUCUGACAGCACCUCCAACAGAAGUGUGCCGGUCAGUACAACUCUCCUUGAAGCUGUGUGCCCAAGUCCCAGUGGCAUUCCGUUUGCCCAGGAGGACAGGGAUCAUGGACUAGAGGUUAUGAAACUGCCAGUGAGUAGGAAUGCAAAGGUCCCACUGAAGCGCUGCACGUCAUUGGUCAUUUUCCCCAGGAGUCCUUCCAACACCCCGCCGGCAUCCCCGACAAGCAGGGGUGCCUACCAGACCUCACACCAGUUGGUGGUAUCUCCCACCGAGACUGUACAUCCCGACGAUGGUUCUGGCACCAAAGGCUUUCUGUCGACAGCUGUCAACGGCCUUCGAUUAUCUAAAAUGGUUUGCGCUCGUGGAGAAGUCCGAGAUGUACGGCCACUCCACGUCAAGAGCUCGUUGCAAAAUAAAAUUGUUGUUUCGAAUAAUAGGCCCCAACAGACUGUGUGUGAGAAGCUGCCUGAGGGAUUUUCCUGUGUUUCUGUGCACUUGACCCAACAAAAACCAAUCACAUCAGAUUGUGAAAACUCCCGUGGUGGUUGGAAGUCAGAGAUGUCAGAACUCCAGCUCCAGCCUGAUUCAGACCAUGCCGUACUCACGCAGAAGUUAUCACCUUGCUUACCAACCAUACCAGAUGUGGAUUACCAUAUAAACAUCCGUGGAGAGUUGGAAAGACCAAAUUCACAGAGAAGCAAAAGCCAUGCUACUUUACAAAGAAGUGUUUCACUGGGAAGGACAUACCCGAAUGUUUCCUGCUUCUCCAGCCUGAAGCACAAUUGUUCGAAGGGGGGAGCAUCUCAGUUACUCAUCAAGUUUGAAUCUGGGAAUGAUGGUAAAGUUGAUAGUUUGUGGAGAGAGAGGUACUUGGCAAAUGAGCUGUCUGUUGUCUGUAAGACCAGAGAUGAUUUCCUGGGUCAAGUGGAUGUCCCUCUCUAUCCUUUACCGACGGAAAACCCAAAAAUUGACAGACCAUAUACAUUUAAGGACUUCGUUCUUCAUCCAAGAAGCCACAAGUCAAGAGUCAAAGGUUAUCUGAGAUUAAAAAUGACUUACUUACCGAAGAACAGUGGCUCGGAUGACGAGAGUGCAGAUCAGGCUGAGGAGCUGGAGCCUGACUGGGUUGUUUUGGACCAACCAGAUGCUGCUAGCAAUUUGGAGCAUCCAGAACCUUCUCCCCUCCCCCCAGGAUGGGAAGAGAGGCAGGAUGUCCUUGGGAGGACCUACUAUGUAAACCAUGAAUCUCGACGAACACAGUGGAAAAGGCCCAGCCCUGAGGAUGACCUUUCUGAUGCUGAGAACGGUAACAUUCAGCUUCAGGCUCAGCGGGCAUUUACCACCAGGCGGCAGAUAUCAGAGGACGUGGAUAGUGCCGACAACCGUGAGUCUCCUGAGAAUUGGGAAAUUAUACGAGAAGAUGAAAACGCUGUGUAUAGCGGUCAGGCCUUCCAAUCACCUCCGUCGGGUCACGUAGAUGUGCAGGCUCGCCUUGCAGAGGAGUUAGAUACCAGACUCGCUGUGUAUGGAAAUCCGGCCACUGGCCAGCCAGUCACCAGCUCAAAUCAUUCCAGCGGAAGUGGCAGCUUGCAAGCCUGUAUCUUUGAGGAACAGCCUGCACUUCCUGUGCUUUUGCCUACUUCAUCUGGAUUGCCACCAGGUUGGGAAGAAAAACAAGAUGAAAAAGGACGGGCCUACUACGUAGACCACAAUACCAAAACAACCACUUGGGCCAAGCCCACCAUGCAGGACGAUCCAAAAUCCAAAGUCUCUGCUGAACUGAAAGCGAAGACACCAGUCGACCCGUCCAAUGACCUGGGACCUUUACCUCCCGGCUGGGAAGAAAGGACCCACACAGAUGGAAGAGUCUUCUAUAUCAAUCACAACACAAAGAAGACCCAGUGGGAAGACCCUCGGAUGCAGGACGUGGCAACAGCUGGACCAGCAGUGCCCUACUCCAGGGAUUACAAAAGGAAGUACGAGUUCUUCCGCAGAAAGCUGAAGAAGCAGAAUGACAUUCCAAAUAAAUUUGAAAUGAAACUUCGCCGCGCAAAUGUUCUGGAGGAUUCUUACCGGAGGAUUAUGGGUGUGAAGAGAGCUGACUUCCUCAAGGCUCGACUCUGGAUUGAGUUUGAUGGCGAAAAGGGACUUGAUUAUGGAGGAGUUGCUCGGGAAUGGUUCUUCCUCAUUUCAAAGGAGAUGUUUAAUCCUUAUUACGGGCUUUUUGAAUAUUCUGCUACGGAUAAUUACACCCUCCAGAUAAAUCCAAACUCGGGCUUAUGUAAUGAAGAUCACCUCUCCUACUUCAAAUUCAUUGGUCGUGUGGCUGGGAUGGCAGUUUAUCAUGGCAAGCUGCUGGAUGGCUUUUUCAUCCGCCCGUUUUACAAGAUGAUGCUUCAGAAAAUGAUAACGCUGCAUGACAUGGAGUCUGUGGAUAGUGAAUAUUACAGUUCACUGCGUUGGAUUCUUGAGAAUGACCCUACGGAGCUGGACCUCAGAUUUAUCAUAGAUGAGGAACUCUUUGGACAGACCCAUCAACAUGAACUGAAAACUGGUGGCUCAGAGAUCGUCGUCACCAACAAGAACAAAAAGGAGUAUAUUUACCUUGUCAUCCAGUGGCGAUUUGUGAACCGAAUCCAGAAGCAAAUGGCUGCUUUCAAAGAGGGAUUUUUUGAACUGAUACCACAGGAUCUCAUCAAGAUAUUCGAUGAAAAUGAACUGGAGCUUCUCAUGUGUGGUCUGGGGGAUGUGGAUGUGAGCGACUGGAAGGAUCAUACCAAGUACAAAAAUGGGUACAGCGCAAACCACCAGGUCAUCCAGUGGUUCUGGAAGGCUGUUUUAAUGAUGGACUCAGAAAAAAGAAUUCGCUUGCUUCAGUUUGUUACAGGCACAUCCCGUGUGCCUAUGAACGGAUUUGCUGAACUCUAUGGCUCGAAUGGACCACAGUCUUUCACAGUUGAACAGUGGGGCACCCCUGAUAAGCUGCCAAGAGCGCAUACCUGCUUUAAUCGCCUGGACCUGCCGCCCUAUGAGUCAUUUGAAGAACUUUCGGAUAAACUUCAGAUGGCAGUUGAAAACACUCAGGGCUUUGAUGGGGUCGAUUAGAUUAUAAGGAAGGAACAAGCUGUGGUGUCUUAACCACCAUAGUUUUUAAGUAAAAGCAAAAUUGCAUCUUAACGUUUUUUCCAGAGUACUUGUAAAAGGUAGUUACUGGCUCUUCCCAGAGAGACCAGAGAACAGUGUAUCCCGUAGUUUCAGCCACCACCAUCCUGAAGUGUUCACUUGUCCCGUUCUUCGUCCUGUUAGGGUUCACGCAACAGGACAUUUGAGUCCUGUGUGCCUGAGUUCUGACCAUAUCUCAUCUUGCUAGGCACAUCUUUCUGUAACUACUGAGAUUCCAACUGUGAAAUAUCUGUAAUGAGUAUCUGGUGGAAAAAUUUGAUGCUGUUUUGAGAUGAAAUUUGGACAAAGGUAGUCUUCAAUAUUGAGUAAACUGCGACACACUUAGUGUUACUUGUCACUACUUCUGUAGAACUUGCCUAGUGUACCUUAUUGCCUAGAUCUUCGGGACAACUUUGGAAGAUGUGUCACUAUGUUUUUAGUCACUUAAGUCACUUGCAAAAAAAAAAAAAAAAAAAAAGUAUUACUCUUCACUCGGAUGUAUUUCACAUUUGUUAGCAUGCAGCUUGAGUCUCCAGCGAUUCAGACUAGUGGAGAAGCUUUUAUUUGCAAUGUGUAGUGAGUAUUAGGCCUCCCUCCUGCCUGUGCAUCCUCAAGGCUUCGCCACAGGCUACAGUUAUUAUGUGUUAGUGUAUUUAGAAUUCCUCCAAACACAAAACAAGCUCCACAAAGCAGUGUUUCUAAGCAUGCCGUGAAGAACCGAGUUACAUGUAUGACUUGCCCUUACCAGCCACUCUUCACGCUUGCAGUCACGUAGUACAUACGUGUUUACGGAGUUCAUUAUGUUUACAGAUUAAGCAAAUUUCUGUAGUUGCAUUUUUAUAUUUUUAGUAUCACAUUAGUAUAAAAGGAUUUGUUUAAAAUAACCAAAGAGUAGUUCAGUGCAUAAUUUGUAUAAAUUUGUUACCAGGUUUCUUAUGCUUUCUAAAAAAUACUGUUUACUAAGAGAAUUAUGUUUUCUUCAAAGUCAAAAACCCCUGAGGCAAAUGCUCCAGGUGGUGAGACCCACAGUGAAGUGUAGGAAGAAAACCCAUGCAUGAAUCAACACACGUAGACAGUGCCAGCUAUGUACCAGGGCCUGAGAUAAAAUUGUCAGCAGUGAAAUCCAGCUCCUCCUUCAUCCUCAAGGAACCUAGAGACACGUAGAUGACUUUGUAAAGAGGGAGAAAGUCGGGGUGAGCAGUCUAAGGCAGAAGGAGAGGGAGGCGAGGCCCUACCCCCUGCACAGCACGUGUGCCAAGACUCCUUUAGUUCAGCCUUUCAUUGGUGUGAAAAAAUGUAAGUCUGCUUUUCACUGUGCUGGCAUAAAUUCGUGUAAUCGUGUCUUAUAAACCUUGUCGGUGCAGAUGAAUGCCCUGUGGGAGCUGUCAGAAGUUCGUGGGCCAUUGCUUUUAGCUUGUUGGCUCUUAACAAAACAAGUGCCUGUCAGCCCAUGGUAGGAAUUUCAGUGACAGUAGCAGAAACACUUUCCAUAGGCCACAGCCUCAUGCAGGUCAGAGAAAGUAACCCCAUGCCAGUGCAUGCUUGCUUCCCAAGUGGCUUUAGCUAGUCAGCCAGGCAUGGCCAGCAGCCGUCUGUGCAGUCUUGAUUUAUCAUUGACCAUCUGUUUUAACCUGCACUACUGGGCUCCAGUCACUAUCUGUCUGGUGUGAAUACCCGAAUAACCAUGCCCACCCUUUUGUCUCUCAAAGCAAUGGUAAGUUCUGGAAUGCUUUCCUGCUGGCCACCAGAGUCCGAGUCAGGUGCCCAAGCUGCCUUUCCUCCAGUGAGUGUGUUCACCCAAAUCAGCGAUCUAGAGUAGGGUAGGAUGAAAGGCUAUCCCUGACCCCAAAUACAUGCUGGCAUAUGUUGUAUUCAUGUGUGGAUCUUAGCGUCAGAGUUCACUUUCUCUACAGUGGCAGAGCAACACUAAUCUGGGCUGGUGUCUUAUCUGGAAUGUCCCCUGUUGAAUGAACUAAGGGUAAACUGUCUUGUGAGAUAGAAUUGUACACACUUGUUUGGUGCCACCUCUGAGAAGUCCUCAACAGCAGAGCUUAGGAAACACAAGCUUUCUUUUCAUUAGGCCGAUAUCCCUCUGGAUGGUACAGUGACUUCACUAGAACCUGGUGUUAGAGUCCAGGCUCACCCUCCCCCACCAGAGCCCCUCAUGCCAGUCUGCAUGAGACUGUCUCAAUGACAUCCUAUUGCUGGGGAGUUCUGGAGUCCCUUUCACGAAGUGAAGACUUUGGACUUUUCUAGAAAAGUACUUUAGCCUUCAUUUUCUCUAAUUCUCUUCCCCCCCAAACAAAUGAAACACACUAAAUUGCAUUAAUAAUGCAAACCCAAAUGCCAUUUGUUUUAGCUUUUAAUUUAUAACACUCAAGUUACUCCUUAAAAUUAUCAAGUUAAACACAAUUGGGUUUGAUGAUAAGCUAUUUGACCUUGUUUUUAAAUUUUUUCUUAUGGUAAAUGUAUAUCCAGAUUAAUGUAUCAAAAUCUAUUGCAUAAACUAUAAAAUCAUUUUCAGAUCUCAAUUCCACAAAUAAAGUUCUAUUCUAAUUUUAAA
Molecule: messenger RNA, 6295 nt
Organism: Onychomys torridus (southern grasshopper mouse)
Lineage: Eukaryota; Metazoa; Chordata; Mammalia; Rodentia; Cricetidae
Gene: Nedd4
Product: NEDD4 E3 ubiquitin protein ligase
Exons: 24
Coding region: 16-3675 (1219 amino acids)
Biological process (GO): regulation of dendrite morphogenesis; neuromuscular junction development; ubiquitin-dependent protein catabolic process
Molecular function (GO): sodium channel inhibitor activity; protein binding; ubiquitin protein ligase activity
Source: RefSeq, a predicted model, not a curated record